AUGAAGCGCAAACUAGAUGAGAAUGAUGUCCCUACUUCAGCGGACUCGGCAGAAACGAAAAACUCCUCCAAGAGGUUUGAAGACUUCGGACUCGAUCCACGGCUGCUCCAGGCCUUAAAAUUACAGAAAUUUUCGAAGCCGACAUUAGUCCAAGCGGAGGCAAUUCCUUUGGCGCUUGAUGGGAAAGACAUACUAGCGAGGGCCAAAACUGGAUCCGGAAAGACAGCAGCGUAUCUACUUCCAAUACUACAGAGGAUCUUACAGAAGAAAGCCGCCGACCCCGCCCACAGGUCGAUAUCAACUUUGAUCCUAGUACCAACGAGAGAACUAGCCCAACAAGUUCAUAGAACAGUUACUGCCUUUUCGGAAUUUUGCUCCAAAGAUAUUCGCUCUGGGAAUCUCACGCAAAAGGUCUCCGAUGCCGUUCAACGUGCCCUGCUUGCAGAUAUGCCAGAUAUUGUCAUAUCUACGCCAGCGCGAGCGAUAGUUAACGUAAACAACUCUGCCCUGGUAUUAGAUAAUAUUUCUCAAGUCGUUAUCGACGAAGCCGAUCUCGUUCUCUCAUACGGAUAUGAACAGGACAUGCAGAGCUUGGCAAAGGCAAUUCCGCAUGGUGUCCAGACUUUCUUGAUGAGUGCUACACUCACAUCUGAGGUCGACACUUUGAAAGGUCUCUUUUGCAGGAGUCCUGCCAUAUUAAAGCUAGAGGAGGCGGAAGAUGAAGGUGCUGGCAUAAGCCAAUUCGCAGUCAAGUGCGCGGAGGACGAAAAGUUUCUGCUUACAUACGUGAUAUUCAAACUACAGCUUGUCAAAGGCAAGUGCAUUAUAUUUGUCGGCGAUGUGGAUCGAUGUUACCGCCUUAAACUAUUCCUGGAGCAGUUUGGUAUCAAGAGUUGUAUCCUUAACUCUGAAUUGCCAGCAAACUCCCGCAUCCAUGCAGUCCAGGAAUUCAAUAAGGGCGUAUACGACAUUAUUAUCGCUGCCGAUGACCAAGAAGUCAUAGGUAAGGUGGAGUCCAAAAAAGAGACUGUCGAAAGUAAAGAUGGGCCCGUUGAAGACACUGCUACGGAAGAAGCCAAGGAGGAACUCAGCGAGCCUGAAGAAGUGGAAGAAAAGACGGUAUUAUCAAACAAAAACAAGAAACGAAAAAAGUCUGGCAAGGAAAAGGAUUAUGGUAUUUCACGAGGAAUAGAUUUUCAAGACGUCGCCUGCGUUCUCAAUUUCGAUCUCCCAACCACCGCCAAAUCAUAUACCCACCGAAUUGGCCGAACAGGCCGAGCCGGAAAAACCGGCAUGGCCCUUUCAUUCGUUGUCCCAUCGGACCUGUAUGGGAAACAUAAACCAACAAUCUUCCCACCGGCAAAAAACGACGAGUCUGUCCUUGCUAAGAUAGAAAAACGCCAAGCUAAAAUGGGACGGGAAGUCAAACCAUACCACUUUGACAAGAAGCAAAUCGAAGUAUUCAGAUACCGAAUGACGGAUGCCCUCCGUGCAGUUACAAGGAUAGCUAUCCAGGAAGCUAGAGCAAAGGAGAUCAGACAGGAGCUUGUCAAGAGCGAGAAGUUGAAGAAACAUUUUGAAGAGAACCCUCAGGAAUUACGCCAGUUACGACACGAUGAUGAGCUUGGAUCUGUGAGGGUGCAGAGCCAUCUAAAACAUGUACCGGACUACUUAAUGCCAGCCAAGGGGAAGAGUGCACUAACGAGCGAAGACAUUGGUUUUGUUGGGCUACGUAAGUCGAAGGAGAAUAGAAUCCGACAGGCUAGGCAGAAGAAUAGGGCUAGAGGGAGAGUCGCGAAGAAGGGCGGUGCUGGACGAAAAAUUGAUCCGUUGAAGUCAUUCAAAUCAAAAUAG
This is a messenger RNA of Microsporum canis CBS 113480, 1854 nucleotides long. RefSeq names its product ATP-dependent RNA helicase DBP9. Bases 1 to 1854 code for a protein of 617 amino acids. The transcript is spliced from 4 exons. The record is from RefSeq and is a predicted model, not a curated record. Gene Ontology annotation, molecular function: RNA helicase activity; nucleic acid binding; ATP binding. Gene Ontology annotation, cellular component: nucleolus. Lineage: Eukaryota; Fungi; Ascomycota; Eurotiomycetes; Onygenales; Arthrodermataceae.